CACAGUUUGCACCUACCCCGUUAGUUCGCCAUUAAACGACCUUGACCUCUUUUCGCUAACUUCUCAGUUUUCUGAUUUUGUUUCUUGAUAAGUGCUCUUUUGUUGCGAUACUGUGCAUAUUUUACGGGAACCAGGGACUAGACGGUAGUUAAGUACUAGGACAAGAUAGACUCUGAUUCCCUGAUGUUCCUUGGAAAUUCAUUCCAGAGUCUGGGUGCACUGACACUAAAGGCCUUGUCACAACCACAACGUUUGGAUACAGGCACGGCCAACAGCAAUUGUUCAGCUGAACGAAGUGACCGCCCUGGCUUGUACACAGUCGGAAGAUCCCUGAUGUAGCUGGGAGCCUGGCCAUUCAAGGCCUUGAAUUGAAAGUCAGCAGCAGAACCUUGAACGGGACUGCAGAGGCAGCCAAUGAAAGUAAUAGGGGAGGUUUUGGAUGAUGGGAUGAUCCAUGUGCUUCCAUGUUGUGACGGCAACGGCUGCUGUGUCAUCAUCUUACGGCCGAGGUACUGGGAUCUACUUGAGAAGCGGUACCCGUUGUAUGACGUCAUGAGGCCGAUGCUGAUGGUGCUGGAGAAACUGGUCCAGACCCCCACCAGCUUCACCAGACCAGAGCAGGUUGUCCUCCUCUGUACCGGCCUGAAGUGCCUCGAGCAGAUGAAGGUCCAGAAGUGUGCCAGCAUGCUUCAUGGAAGGAUAUUCACUGAAUUCCCACCUGAAGUGAGUCAUGUGCACAGUGAAGGGAUGUGCGCGCGAACUCUCAAGUACCUGAACGCAGUCCUCCUGGGAAAAUGGAUCCUGAACUGAUGUUAUCCCAAAUGACAUAACUGUUCCUUAUCACGCUAAAUCAGGGAUCGUAUCUGGCUGAUGGUUGUUACUUCAUCAUUCACGAUCUAAAGGAUAAGAUUAGGAUGCAGCGUCACUUCCGUGUGUGUACAGCCCCGACAACUUGGUUCAUGGAAUGCAUCACUGGGUUUGAACUGCUUGAUCCACCAGAAGGUAACGCAGACUGAACUUGUGAGCUGCACCAUCGCAGACAUCAUAUUGGAUUGAUGUUUGUGAUAUAUAACAUGUGCAAUAGCUAUUUUCUAACAAAUUAUAUUCUACAAUCUAAAAGCAUGUAUUGUUUCACUCACUACCAAUAUCAUUUUUCCUGCACGUCA
Molecule: messenger RNA, 1166 nt
Organism: Lineus longissimus
Lineage: Eukaryota; Metazoa; Nemertea; Pilidiophora; Heteronemertea; Lineidae
Exons: 4
Coding region: 415-810 (131 amino acids)
Biological process (GO): positive regulation of transcription by RNA polymerase II; double-strand break repair via homologous recombination; negative regulation of fatty acid biosynthetic process
Cellular component (GO): plasma membrane; BRCA1-A complex; BRCA1-BARD1 complex
Molecular function (GO): ubiquitin-protein transferase activity
Source: RefSeq, a predicted model, not a curated record